Molecule: messenger RNA, 1545 nt
Organism: Sturnus vulgaris (Common starling)
Lineage: Eukaryota; Metazoa; Chordata; Aves; Passeriformes; Sturnidae
Source: RefSeq, a predicted model, not a curated record
AUGCUGCAGGUGGGGCUCAGCCUGCCCCGCUCCCCCGGGGGCGCGGCCGCCGCCUUCCCCAUGGCCGAGCCGGCCGCGGGCGAGGACUCGGGCACCGGGCGAGAGGUGCUUGGCUCGUCCCCGGUCACCAUCGUGGUCACGUCCGAGGCUGACACGUGGGACAUCGACACCUCGUCCUGCCUGGGCUGCGGGCAGUUCGUGGACUGGGACAAGAUGCCGGAGCCACAGCAGCCGGCGCAGAUCCCGCGGGACGUCCUGGACAGGCCCCCGAAGGAGCUGAAGAGGCUGGCGAGGGAAGGCUGCUGGGGCUGGAGCCACGGGGGUCGGGCCUGGCUCUACCCCCGGCUCAUCCAGCGGGUCUCCUGCCGCCUCGUCACCCCCGACGCGCUCGUGUACAGGGACGUGGCCGCCCGGCUCUUCGGGAAGCCCAGCGUGAGCUCCCACCCUCUGCCCGAGUUCCUGGAGGGCUGCCCCAUGCCCACCUACUGCCUCAACCCGCACGGGGUCACGGCCCUGAAGAAGAUCCUCAUCUGCGUGGGCGACAUGUUCCCCGACAUCACGUACAGCCCCCUCCUGCCCGCGCUGGCGGCACUGCUGCUGCACUACAGCGAGGACGAGGCGCAGUGCUUCGAGAGCGUCUCUCGCCUCAUCGCCAGCAACGCUCCCCACGCCGGCUACAUCGACCAGUCCUUCCUGGCCCACCAGGCCUCGUGCAUGACCUUCGGGGACCUGGCCAACAAGCACUGCCCGGCAGCCCACAGGCUCAUAGCCAGCGCCGCCGAGAACGUCCUCGAGGUCUACUCGGAGUGGCUGUCGUGGCUCUUCCCCGGGCUACCCUUUGGCUACGCCGUGCGGGUGCUGGACGUGUUCCUGCUGGAGGGCCAGAAGGUGCUGUACCGCAUCGCCCUGGCCCUGCUGAAGCAGUUCCGGCUCUCGGUGGCCCCGGCCGGGCUGCAGGGCUCUGACAUCAAGGCAGAACUGCAGGCGUUCGUGAGGAACAUCGCCCAGCAUGUGACUGUGGACAAACUCCUGGAGAGAGCCUUUGGCAUCCGGCUCUUCUCCCGCAAGGAGAUCUGGCUUCUCCAGAUGGCCAACAGGAAGGCCUUGAUGGAGAGGGGCAUCACCGUGGUGCAGAGAAGGCCAUCCUUCCACCUGGCUGUGGACAUGCAGAACUUCAGCUCCAGCAUUGUCACGGCGCAGGAGAUGCGCCUCGUCUGGUCCUGGAUUCCCGAGCGCUUCUCGCUCUUCCCCCCGCUGCUGCUCUUCUCCACCUCCGAGGACGGCUGCAGCCUGCAGAGGUUCUACACGUGCUGUGAAGGCUACAAACCCACGGUGCUGCUCAUCAAAACCACCGAGGGCGAGGUGAGCGUUUCCCAGGCAGGGCUGGGCAGGGGACAUGGUGGAGGGGGAGGCCAAGCCCUGUCCCUGGACGCCAGCCUGCUCUGGGGACACACGGAGCACUGCGAGACCUUCGACAACCCCCCGCUCUGCCAGGAGAACUUCCAGGUGCAGCUCUUGGAGGUGUGGGGCUUUCAAAGGGCGUAG